Molecule: messenger RNA, 850 nt
Organism: Tilletiaria anomala UBC 951
Lineage: Eukaryota; Fungi; Basidiomycota; Exobasidiomycetes; Georgefischeriales; Tilletiariaceae
Exons: 1
Coding region: 135-590 (151 amino acids)
Source: RefSeq, a predicted model, not a curated record
UUCUGGACUACGAUUGAACUUAGGGUUAGGUUCGUCCGUUACCUCUUUAAGCCCUGCUUUGGGAACAAGCUGAUAGGGCGCCGGCUCUGAAGAAGCAAUGAACCCGCCGUAUCCAGGUAGAAGGACCCAGGAGCAUGGAGCUUACAACGCGCCUUGCCAGGCUCCGCCCGUCUGCCAUCCAGUUGGGCAAUGACACCUGGAAGACCGAGGCCACACUCGGGGGCGGUGCAUCGUCUGAGCUAGUCUCGGCGGGCUGCGGAUCGACAGGGAGGCGCGCGCAUAGUUGGCCCCUUGGGAAAACAAGAGCGAGAAGAAAGGGAAAAAAGCAGUUGAGGAAUGAUGAAGGAAGGGUUGAAGGUGAUGCCUGCCCAAUUGGCCUAUCGACAGAUCCGCACGAGACGCGUUCUCCGCCGCUGUUCUCCUGCCGCGUAGCAUUUCCACCUUGGAGCGGAGAGGGAAGUCGCGUGCGGUCGCGUCCAGCUUUGGGGGAACACUCUCGGCCGAGAAUAUGUCGAAUUGCUACUCUCCAGCCCAAACGAAGGGAGACAAGAACGCCAUCCGCAUCUUGCCUCCCCAAAGGCCGGCGCUAGUUUGAGCUUGAUGAGGUCAGAGGACGCGCUGUUGAGGAGGAACCACACAGCAAUCGAAGCUUUAAAAGCCUUCCUGCAGAAAAAGUGAGCAGCAAGCGAGCCUUUGUUUGCGCAUGAGACUGGAGAGAGUUGCGACGAUGCUGUUUGGCAUGAUUUGCUGCAGUCGACGUCACCAGCGCGCUCGAGGUUUCGCGACUUGCACUGGCAAGAAACUCACGGAGUACCGCGCCAUUCGAUGCGAUCACGAUGUGACCUACGUU